AUGGGGAAGUUGAGUGCAUUUGCUGUUGUUUGCCUUCUCUUCGCCUUCAGCUUCGCAGCAGAGGAAAUAGAUGAUGAAGAAAACAGCAUUGAGGACUUGCCCCCUGUUGAGGACACAACUGACCAUGAAAACAGCACGGCUCUGACCUCUGCCGGAAAGAUUAUCCAGAAAAGGGCAACACGCUGUCCAUCAGGCUGGCUUCAAUAUGGACGUCGCUGUUACCUUUUCAGAACAUCACCCACAUAUUGGUAUCAUGCUGAGAGGUAUUGCAUUAGAUACGGAGGGAACCUCGUCUCUAUACACAAUUACCGGGAGCGUAAUUUUGUGGUGAAACUUCUGGAUCAAAAGAAAGCACACGUCUGUGGUGCCUGGAUUGGGGCGUACGAUGCUGUUCAGGAGGGUUAUUGGUUCUGGAGCGACGGGUCCAGGUGGAACUAUAACGGGUGGCAGAGAGGCGGUAUUGACAACCGUGGACAAAGGGAGCAUUGCGCUGUGGCCGACUCUCGAGGUAUCAGCAUCCUCUCCCAUGACACAAAGUUCACACUCUUAGUAUGA
Chanos chanos (milkfish) is the source of this 555-nucleotide messenger RNA. Its product is annotated as galactose-specific lectin nattectin-like. The record is from RefSeq and is a predicted model, not a curated record. The transcript has 6 exons. The coding region runs from base 1 to 555 and encodes 184 amino acids. Lineage: Eukaryota; Metazoa; Chordata; Actinopteri; Gonorynchiformes; Chanidae.